Messenger RNA from Pterocles gutturalis (yellow-throated sandgrouse), 1299 nucleotides. RefSeq names its product MANSC domain containing 1 (gene MANSC1). Lineage: Eukaryota; Metazoa; Chordata; Aves; Pterocliformes; Pteroclidae. The record is from RefSeq and is a predicted model, not a curated record.
AGUCGGGAGUGCUCCGCGGAGAAGAUGGAAAGUGCCAUCAUCGAUAUAAACUUGUCCCUGCCCAGGGGCGUCCGGGGCGGGGCCCGGGGAAAAGCGGAGCCGGUGUACGCCCCCACCGCGGAGGCUUGCGUUCGCGCCUGCUGCUCGGGGGAAAAGUUGUCAGGAGACAAGGAGUGUAACUUGAUGAUUUUUGAUCCUCGAAGGGCAAGUGCGCAUCCAAGCUGCUACCUGUUUUACUGCCCUAGCACAGAGGCCUGUCCAAUGAAACCCGCAACAGGGUUUGUGAGCUACAAGAUAACUAGAGACACCUAUACUCUGGAGGAUACAUCUUUCAAAAGUAAGGACUUUUCUUCAAAUGGGUAUUCUUUGUCUUUGGAUGCUGGAGCCUUUAUUUCUGGCACUCAGACUAGCCAUCGGAAUCGUACCGCAGCAUUGCAACAAUCUGAUCUUCGUCAAGCAUCUGAACUCCUGAACCAUGUGGCCAAGCAUUUAGACAACAGUGAAUUUCAUACUGUUUUUCCUGAAUCUCAAAGGGCAGAACAUCCUGAGAUCUUAGACCCCAUCCCGAGGCAGAAAGUAAUUAACUUGCAGUCAAAUACAUCUUCUGCUGUUCAAAUUGGAAACCCCUCUCCUUCUUUCCCCACCACUCAGUCUAGUGUUCCUGCACCCAGCAGUACUACUUUUACUCCUCUGCCUACAACUACCACCAGACUGGAAUCUCGUACAACCUCUCUGCCUACUGGUGGUGCUAAACCUACUGCUGCCACCACCACAGCCACCUUUCCACCCACUGCAAACACUAGAGCUAAACCCGGUAUCCCUGCCGCCACCACUGCUGUUCCUCAGGUUCCUCUUUACAGUCCCACAACUUCUGCUUCUACUUCAACAACCAAGCAGGUAACCACAAAUUACAGAUCUGCUACUCCCCCAUCAGGGCUAAGAACUCCAGCCAUGCCUCUGGAGCCAAGAGUUGUCUCUUCCAACGAUACCAGCCAUGUUACCCUCCUCUCUUUUUCAGGUUUCAAUCUGUCUACUACUGAUUCCCCGGCAGCUUCCCAAAAUGAUCCUCAGGGUUAUGACCCAUCUGAUUCAGAAAGCUACCUGCCAGAGAGUGUUCUGAGAGGGAAAGGUGUCGCUCAGAUGGGAGAAAAAAGCAGCCUUGUAGUGGCUUUGCUUUUUGGGGUGAUAUUCUUGUUACUAGUUAUUGCACUGACGGGGAAGAAAAUACACGAAUCUCUUCAGAAGAGACAUUAUACCAGGCUGGAUUACUUGAUCAAUGGAAUGUAUGCUGAUGUAUGA